Messenger RNA from Orycteropus afer afer, 2280 nucleotides. It is a transcript of the gene MEST, whose product is annotated as mesoderm specific transcript. Gene Ontology annotation, molecular function: catalytic activity. Lineage: Eukaryota; Metazoa; Chordata; Mammalia; Tubulidentata; Orycteropodidae. The record is from RefSeq and is a predicted model, not a curated record.
GGCAUGGGCUAAGGGCGGCCAUGGUGCGCCGCGAUCGCCUGCGCAGGAUGAGGGAGUGGUGGGUCCAGGUGGGGCUGCUGGCCGUGCCCCUGCUGGCAGCCUACCUGCACAUCCCGCCCCCUCAGCUCUCCCCCGCUCUCCACUCGUGGAAGACCUCAGGCAAAUUUUUUACCUACAAGGGACUGCGCAUCUUCUACCAAGAUUCCGUGGGUGUGGUGGGAAGUCCGGAGAUAGUUGUGCUCUUGCACGGCUUCCCGACGUCCAGCUACGACUGGUACAAGAUUUGGGAAGGCCUGACACUGCGGUUUCAUCGAGUAAUUGCUCUCGAUUUCUUAGGCUUUGGCUUCAGUGACAAACCGAGACCGCACCACUACUCCAUAUUCGAGCAGGCCAGCAUCGUGGAGGCGCUCCUGAGGCACCUGGGGCUGCAGAACCGCAGGGUCAACCUCCUGUCUCACGACUACGGGGACAUCGUGGCUCAGGAGCUGCUCUACAGGUACAAGCAGAACCGAUCUGGACGGCUUACCAUAAAGAGCCUCUGUCUGUCAAAUGGAGGUAUCUUUCCUGAGACUCACCGUCCUCUCCUUCUCCAGAAGCUACUCAAAGAUGGAGGCAUGCUGUCACCCAUCCUGACACGCCUGAUGAACUUCUUUGUAUUCUCUCGAGGUCUCACCCCAGUCUUUGGGCCCUACACCCGGCCCUCUGAGAGUGAGCUGUGGGACAUGUGGGCAGGGAUACGCAACAAUGAUGGGAACUUAGUCAUUGACAGUCUCCUACAGUACAUCAAUCAGAGAAAGAAGUUUAGAAGACGCUGGGUGGGAGCUCUUGCCUCUGUGACUAUUCCCAUUCAUUUUAUCUAUGGGCCACUGGAUCCUGUAAAUCCCUACCCAGAGUUUUUGGAGCUGUACAGGAAAACGCUGCCGCGGUCCACAGUGUCGAUUCUGGAUGACCACAUUAGCCACUACCCACAGCUAGAGGAUCCCAUGGGCUUCUUGAAUGCAUAUAUGGGCUUCAUCAACUCCUUCUGAGCUGGAAAGAGUAGCUUCCCUGUCUUACCUCCCCUACGCCCUUAUCUGUCGUGUAUUCCACUAGGAAGAAAUGCCCAAAAGAGGUCCUGGCCACUAAACACUAUUCUCUCACAAAAGUCCACUUGACUCACAUAGGUGAACAGAGCAUAGUAAAAAGCCAGCAGAAGCUCCGACUAAGUGCUGAGCUAACAGUCCACCUCCCAUUCCCCUGACAUCUGAUCAUCAAGUGUAUGAACUUGCCUUUGUCUUUUGUGUUAUUAGGAAAUUCUGAUGAGCACUACUACUCACUGAUGCCGAAAGACAGGCAGACAUUCUUUGUCACGAAAGACUUUUUUAACACGUCUGUGGACUUUUCUGAAAUUUUUAGAAAUGCUAAUUUCUGGCCCAACCCCAAUUGGACUCAUAGAGUAAAGAAUGAGGAAGGGGCCCAACCUCUCCUUGAUGGCUUUCAGGGCACGUGCUUUCCUGUCCUCUAAGCCCUUUUCGGCAUCAAGUGAGAGUGAGUCGCCCUGGUCAUGACUUUGAAUUUAGUUUCAUCAGCUGCUUCUCAUUAUAGACAUUUUGUUACAGUAGAUUUUGGUUUAAAUAAUGUAGUAUUCUACGUAUGCUUCAAGAGUAUGAGUUAUCUACAUGUGUACCUGUAUUUUAUAAGGAUACUAAACCAGCAGAUACUGACUCUGGCAGAGGAGUGAACCUUACUAAACACGUUUCAUUUCUACAUGAACUAAAUCCAAACUGUUUUCAGAAUUUCCUAAAAUCACAAGACAUUAAUGACUAAAUAGUGCCCGUGCCAGAGUUUUCCUGUGAUUAGCUGGAAAGACCGAUUCUAACAGCAGAUAACAGUCCAAGUAUUCAUACCUCAGUGCUUAGAAGCAUGUCCCUCCCAAGCUACGGUGGAGGGGAGGGGACCGUUUUUACAGUCCCAGCUGCCAGCUGGGUGUACGGUGAUUCCUUUGAUAGGGCUGAACUUCUCAUUGGUUGUCCCAGAGAGGCUUUCUCAUGUAGCCCAGCAAUUCCUGUGCUUUACAGACAGGAACGUUCCAGAAAUUUUUAAGAACAAAUUCUGAAAGAUCUAUGAGCAAAUGGUGCUGAAUACUUUUUUUCAAAGCCACAGUUUCAUUGUCUGAGUCAAAACAAGAUUAUUAAGUGAUUAUUUUUAAAUUCUUUUUUUUUAUUAGCAGCUUCAAGUAUAACAACAAUGAAAGUGAAAUAAGUGUUUAUUUUCUAUUAAUAAAAAUGAAUGUUGACAAAA